Jatropha curcas is the source of this 1434-nucleotide messenger RNA. Lineage: Eukaryota; Viridiplantae; Streptophyta; Magnoliopsida; Malpighiales; Euphorbiaceae. The record is from RefSeq and is a predicted model, not a curated record.
GGGAGUACUUAAUAAGAGAGCAAGAGAGAUUUUCAAUGAUCUUUUGCCUCAAUAAUUAAAUCUUAGUAAAGUGAAAAAAUAAAAUAAAAAACCGAUGUCCUAACCUAAAACGUAAAGUGCUCGCCAAAUGAAAAAAAGUUUUACAGAAGGCUUGCACGCGCACUACGCAGCCAAUAAAACAGCGAGUAGCAGUAACUCUCUGUGAAAUCCAAACAAGCAGUUGACCCUUCUGCAAGCUCAGGUUGACGCUUCCUUUGCUCGCAUUUGCUUCUGUGUUUCUGUUCUCUUCUUCUUAAUCUCUCUCUCAGGUAAAAGAGGAAGAAGAAGCAGAAGACACCUGUUUUGUAGACUCUGUAGAUCCAUCGAGAUCCGCCGCAACGCAAUCGCCCACAGAAAUUUAGAGCUUUCUAUUUUCGUCACAUGCCAAUUUCAAUCUUUGUCUUACUAGUAGUAAAAAAGUGAAAUUGCAUAUAUGUAAUUAUUAAUUCGCGAGGAGGAGUUAAUAGUAAAAAGAAAGAGAGAAGGAAAUGAAUUAAAGUGAGAAAAAGAGAAGGAGAGAGAGAGAGAGAUGAAUGUGAGCCAUGCGUCAGUUCAUCCUGUGGAAGAUCCUCCGUCGACCGACGGUGGAAACAAUAAUAACAACGCUCCGAGAGUGAGGAUGAAGGAUGUACAAGGCAUGCCUGGUACGAAAGGUGGUCUCGCUUUGCGAGUUUUUCAAUUUAUCUUCGCUGCUGCGGCUCUUGCUGUUAUGGCCACCACCAGUGAUUUCCCUUCCGUUACUGCUUUCUGCUACCUCGUCGCAGCUGCUGGUUUGCAGUUUUUAUGGAGCAUUAGCGUAGCUAUUGUCGACAUUUAUGCUCUCUUGGUGAUGCGCUCCUUGCAGAAUUAUCGAAUUGUCAGCUUAUUCGCUGUUGGUGAUGGGAUUACAUCGACUCUUACAUUUGCUGCGGCUUGUGCUUCUGCUGGCAUCACUGUCCUUAUUGAUAAUGAUCUUGAUAGCUGUUCUGAUAAUCACUGUGUGCAGUUUGAAACUGCUACAGCCAUGGCUUUCAUUAGCUGGUUCACUGCAUUACCAUCUUUUCUCCUGAACUUUUGGUCACUGGCAUCAAGAUGAGAAAAGGAAAAACAACUGUAAAAUUAAAAAAAAAAAAAAAAAAAGAUUGAUGACACCAGCCAUUUGUGACAGCAACCCAAUACAUGUUCUUGUUUGAUCUCUUUUGCCUGUUGUGUACUCCAAUCCUCAAACACGGAACUUGGUUCUCUUCCUUAAUUUGUGAAUGUUUUUGUAAAUUAGGAUUGCAACGUAAAUAUUCAGAGGUUUAUUUGUAGUACACAGUCCAUUGUCUAUUACUGAAGAAAUCAGUUCGUUUGUCACUUAAAAUUUAGACGUCCAAAGAAGGAUUUCUGAAAUGAAACAGUAUGCCAUUUGAAGAA